AUGAGUCGCAAACGACAACAAAAUCAAAACUAUAGCCCACCGGGUGAGGGCUCCAAAUCACAAAAUGAAGGACCAUCAAAACAGUCCAAGCCCCAAAGUGCCCCUGCAACCCCCAAACGUCCGCCAAUAUGGGGAGCUUCAUCAUCUCGAGAAGCGAGAGCGAGCAAAUCGACUCCGUUGCUAGAGAAUAAGGAGGGAGUAGCGACCGCCAAUGCUAAAGUUGCUAUUCCCCGCCAACCACCGGGUAAUACUCCCCGGUUUAACCGCAGAGUGCCCCGAGCUUGCGAGUCGUGUAGAACACGCAAAACUAAAUGCAGUGGAGAUACCCCGGUUUGUCGACAAUGUCGCGAAUUGAGAGCGGUUUGUCAAUAUCCCGUGGGAUGGAGAGAAAAAAUGAAAAAUGACGUUGAUAGACUCACUGCAGAAUUGCAAGAGUACGAAAGCUUCGUGAAUGAUUUACGAAACUCCGCAGAAAAUCAUACGGCAGAUUGGAUUAAGGGACUAAUAGACAAGGUGAGUCGUACCCAAUACGGUUCCAUGGCGGCGUCUAACCGUGUCUCUCUGCUGGCUAAGCAUGGGUUGAGGAGCACCCCUUCCCUUGAAAAUCUACCUUCUCAAUUAUCCACACCACAAAACGAAGUAGACGGCGAUGAAGGAUCUCCCGUAUCUUCUAUCGGAUCUCUCAAUGCAAUCGACCGAGUAGAGGAAGACCUGAAUCGAACCAAGCAUACCCGAGCCACCGGGUAUAUGGGGAAGAGUUCGGAGAUCUCGUGGAUGCAACGACUUCAAAGGGAAGCAGAGCAGCGCGCUCGCGGCAACCCUGGUACGCUAGAUUCGACUACGGACGAGGAGGAUGCAGCCAGCGAUCGAUUUUCACUUCACGCUUUGAAUUAUCAUCUCGACGACCUGGAGAUUUCAGUUUCCGAGCCCGUUCAACGUUAUAGCAUGCCCACUCGACCAUUAGCACAUCGACUGUUUGACGAGUAUUUGAAAACGGUGCACCCGUUCUUCCCCAUCAUCAGCAAGCCUUUAUUCCGAGCUCAAUUCCAAACCUUUUUCGAUAUUUCCGGUCGCUAUAGCGCAGCAAGACCUAGCAACAAAUGGCUCGCCAUCUUGAAUACAAUAUUUGCGAUCGCAGCAAAACAUGCCCAUCUCAUCCGUGCUCCCUGGCGUGGAGAUGAGAAUGAUCAUUUAGUCUACCUGGCCCGAGCCCGGCAGCUAAGCAUGAACGGCGAAGUCUUGUUCAGCCAUCCCGAUCUUCAGCAAGUCCAGGUCGAGGGCUUGAUCGCCUUUUACUUACUGGCAUCCGAUCAGAUUAAUAGAGCAUGGCGAAUUUCAGCUUUGGCAGUGCGUUCUGCAAUAACCCUCGGCAUUAAUCUGAAGAUCGACACGCCAAAAACACCAAACGUCGCAAAGGAGGCUCGUUAUAGAGUUUGGUGGUGUCUAUACAGUUUCGAACACAUGCUAGGAAUCAUGACUGGUCGAGCUAUCUAUAGCCUUGACGGAGGCUAUGCAACACCGCUGCCUUUGCCAUUCGAAGAGGAACAGCUGCAAGAAGACCCAGAAGCAGUUAAGAUGCUCAACGAUCCCAUUUCUCGGGACGAACAAAUCAGCGUCUUGAUGGCAAGCACAGGGAUUCGACAAUCUGGAGGCAAGGAUGACAUCCAGAAAUGUCGGUCAAGGGACCGAACCUGGCUCAAAAACAUGUCGUCGAACUCCGGCCUUUGCUAUCUCUACUACUGCGAUUUGACAGUCAUCACACAAGAAAUUGUCAACAAGGUUUUCUCGACCAACGCCGUUUCCCUCUUGUGGUCUGAAAUCGAAGCCCGCCUUGAUGAACUACUCGCGCGAAUAGAUCUUUGGCAUUCAAGCUUGCCAGCGGCUCUAGACUUUACGCAGGAAGAGGCCGAUGAUAAUCCCGACCAGCUGCGGUACAAACUAUUCCUGGCUUUCCAUUACUAUGGCGCACGGAUCACACUAGGACGCCCUUGUCUGUGUCGACGAGAUGCCCAGCGGCAAAUCAUCGACGAGGAAGGAUCAUCCUGGAAUACAAACUUCUUCGGCCCAGCUGGACCGUCAGAGUCACGCAAUAAUUUCAACAUCAACCUGGAAGAUACAUCAAUAUUCGGACCACGACCACCGACAGAAGAGGACAUAUGGACAAAUUACUUCAACCUCCCCACGCCAGACUUCAUGCCCUCACUCCAGGGCCACCCCAAUCAUUCUCACAUACCAGACGACACCUAUUUCCCCUACGACCCUCUUGGUGAAGACUUUAUGCGAUCAUUGUUUCCCUCUUCCGAAGAGGAUAACAGAGAGCUAAACUAA
Messenger RNA from Penicillium manginii, 2328 nucleotides. RefSeq names its product Zn(II)2Cys6 transcription factor. Lineage: Eukaryota; Fungi; Ascomycota; Eurotiomycetes; Eurotiales; Aspergillaceae. The record is from RefSeq and is a predicted model, not a curated record. Gene Ontology annotation, molecular function: DNA binding; DNA-binding transcription factor activity, RNA polymerase II-specific; zinc ion binding. The transcript has 4 exons. Gene Ontology annotation, biological process: regulation of DNA-templated transcription; DNA-templated transcription. Bases 1 to 2328 code for a protein of 775 amino acids.